AUGCAUGACUCAAAUAAAUAUGUAGCAUUCAAUGCUGGUCCAAGAAUAUGUCUAGGGAAGGACUUGGCAUACUUGCAAAUGAAGUCGGUAGUGGCGUCGGUGUUGCUCCGGCACCGGCUGACGCUGGUACCGGGCCACAAGGUGGAGCAGAAGAUGUCAUUGACAUUGUUCAUGAAGCAUGGACUCAUGGUGAAUGUGCACCCUAGGGAAUUAGGGGCAAUUGUGGCAAGGGCAAAGAAGGACAUGGAGGCAAAGCUGCAAGGGCAAGAGUGUGUUGGGGUUAAAUGUCACGGCGUUAAUGGCGAAGCGGUAGUUGGGGUGGCUUAA
This is a messenger RNA of Prunus armeniaca (apricot), 327 nucleotides long. Lineage: Eukaryota; Viridiplantae; Streptophyta; Magnoliopsida; Rosales; Rosaceae. The record is from the annotation of a GenBank genome assembly.